Messenger RNA from Vigna angularis (adzuki bean), 1065 nucleotides. Its product is annotated as ras-related protein Rab11A. NCBI's taxonomy places the organism in Eukaryota, Viridiplantae, Streptophyta, Magnoliopsida, Fabales, Fabaceae. Gene Ontology annotation, cellular component: endosome. The record is from RefSeq and is a predicted model, not a curated record. The coding region runs from base 201 to 890 and encodes 229 amino acids. The transcript has 2 exons. Gene Ontology annotation, molecular function: GTP binding; GTPase activity.
GAAACACGUCUCUACGCUUCCACCUCAUUCCAACACGUGUCACCUGACACGUGUCCCUCCAAAAAAUACCAAUAAAUGUAAACGAUGAAGAAAUAAAUUUCUCCUUUGAUUGAUGAAAAAAAAAAGGAACAAAAAAGAUCGUCACCUUUUAUUCGAGUUUUGAGGUGAAAGGGAAGGAGACAGUUAGAAAGAGAGUGGAAAUGGCAGGUGCGGGUGCAGGAGGAGGGUAUGGGGACGCGAACCAGAGGAUAGAUUACGUCUUCAAGGUGGUGCUGAUUGGUGACUCUGCGGUGGGGAAGUCACAGAUUCUAGCGAGGUUUGCCAGGAACGAGUUCAGCUUGGACUCAAAGUCCACCAUCGGUGUUGAAUUUCAGACGCGGACUUUGCUCAUCGAUCACAAGACCGUUAAGGCUCAGAUCUGGGACACGGCUGGCCAAGAACGCUACAGAGCAGUUACAAGUGCAUACUACAGGGGUGCUGUGGGGGCAAUGUUGGUUUAUGAUAUCACUAAACGCCAAACCUUUGAUCACAUACCCCGGUGGUUAGAAGAGCUGCGCAACCAUGCUGACAAGAACAUAGUGAUAAUUCUGAUAGGAAACAAAUGUGAUCUUGAGAACCAGCGUGAUGUACCCACCGAGGAUGCAAAAGAAUUUGCUGAGAAAGAAGGGUUGUUUUUCCUAGAGACCUCAGCACUGGAAGCAACUAAUGUUGAAACAGCCUUCGUAACUGUCUUGACAGAAAUAUACAACAUCCUCAACAAGAAGAAUCUAACUGCUGAUGAAAGUCAGGGAAAUGGUAACUCCGCAUCUUUGUCUGGCCAGAAGAUUAUCGUUCCAGGCCCUUCACAGGAACUUCCUGCUAGGAGGAAUAUGUGUUGUCAAGCAUCUUGACUUAUUUAUAAUUAAUUUCUAUAGUGUAUCUCAUGCUUGUGUUCUUGUUACCAAAUUUUAAAGGUUUUGGCGCAUUGCUUUUUGUACAUUUAAAUUUAAUUUGUUUGGGUUGCCGAGUAAACCACUAAAAUGAACAAUUGCGUGGUUCAAUAUAUACGUGAUUUUUGUAGGUGAA